This is a messenger RNA of Sporothrix schenckii 1099-18, 480 nucleotides long. RefSeq lists its product as uncharacterized. The transcript has a single exon. Lineage: Eukaryota; Fungi; Ascomycota; Sordariomycetes; Ophiostomatales; Ophiostomataceae. Bases 1 to 480 code for a protein of 159 amino acids. The record is from RefSeq and is a predicted model, not a curated record.
AUGGCCAUCGCAGCGGUAAUCACCUCCACGUCGUCGACCAAGCGCAAGGCGAGUCCUGGCGCGGCCGACGGCGACACGGAGCGCAGAAAGCGCAGGGUUUGGUCCGCCAACAAGCCGAAUUCGACCUCGGACGGUCUUCUGACGCCCGCCGUCUGCGAUUUCAAUACGCUGUCGCUGGGAUCGCCCGUGCCCUUUUCAAAGAACGGCGCUCUGGCCCCAGUCGCUCAGAUGGAGCUCUACUACCCCCUUCCCAUCGACUGUCCUAGCCAGAACUCCGUCACAGCGGACGCCUCGGUGGGCCACCACAACGACAGCGACCUUUUUGUUCCCCAAAACGACGAUUGUGUCGUCAUUGACGUCGGCGACGACGGCUACAAGAUGCCGCCCGACCUGGAGCGCGAGCUGUUCGGCCCUCCCGUCGAGGAGCUUCUGCGUAUGGAUGCGGAGGCGGCUGCGUCGUCGCAGCCUGUCCAACUCUGA